AGAUAACCACUUAUUUGAUGGUCGUGUUUUGACACUUGUCGUUCGAAUUAAUAUCACAUCUUAUUGUUUAGUCAUCUUGUUUAACAAAUAGAAGUUUCUUGUUUAGUCUCGAAAAUUUCGUCAUAAUUCUCCAAGUCUUUAAAUAGUUGAUUCAUAUACAGGAAGUUAAUAGUAUCAAUAUGGAGUUUCCGCAUCUUGGUCAACACUGUAACGGAUCCACCUGUAACCGCUUGGAUUUUCUGCCAUUUACUUGUGAUUCAUGUAAUAAAGUGUUUUGUUCGUCACACUUUAAUUAUGAUAAACAUUUGUGUAAGGGGCCACUUCGCAAGGAUAUGCAAGUGCCAAUAUGCCCCUUAUGUGGUGAACCAGUGCCCACGGCGCCUGGGGUCGAGCCUGAUCUAACGGUAGGUCGCCAUAUUGAUCAGCAGUGCAAGUCGGAUACAAAGAAAAUUUAUACAAAUCGGUGUAGCUACAAAAAUUGUAAAAAAAAGGAGCUUAUACCAUUCACUUGUACGGAAUGUAAAAUAAAUUAUUGUUUGCGCCAUCGGCACGCUUCAGAUCACGAGUGUAAAGGCACAUCCAGGACCAAUGUGGAUAAACGCGCUAUGGCCGCCACUGCGGCUGAAUAUCGACGUACAAACAAGCCAACUUCUUUAUUCAAUACGCAACCUAGACGUGAUCCAAUACCGACUGGAACACAAGUGCAAAAUAUUCAAGGAAAUAUGACCGAAGAUGAAGCGUUGGCUCGAGCACUCGCUCUGUCAAUUAUGGAGCUGGAUGAAAAUGCGGAUCGGGAACGGCGCAAUCAAGUUGCUGCAAAUGCGGCGGUGCAAUCUAAUGCGACAGUGCGUGUUGGUGGACGCGACGGUCAAUCUAAUGUUAAAGACAAAUGUUUGCUUUCGUAGUUUGCGUUAGUCAAAAAGGCUGCAAUCUUAAAAGAUUGAAAGUUUGAAAAUUUUGUGUAGAGUUUUAGUUUUUGUAUGAAUGAUUGCCAUAAAUGCUAUGAGCGUUUAAAUUUUAAUGUAUAUUUAAUGAAAGACAAGUUCACAAAGUAGCACUCAAUUAAAAUAGUUUUUAAGGAUGUAAAAGAUUAUCAUAAUAUGAAACACUUCAAAUAAAAUACAUCAAAAUAGUAUGUUUGUGUAGCCAAUGUUGAACUUGAUUUUAAUCGAAAUUUUAGUAAAUAAAUAGUCGUUCAUUUGCUGGUAAUA
This is a messenger RNA of Anastrepha ludens (Mexican fruit fly), 1211 nucleotides long. Its product is annotated as AN1-type zinc finger protein 2A. The record is from RefSeq and is a predicted model, not a curated record. The transcript has 3 exons. Lineage: Eukaryota; Metazoa; Arthropoda; Insecta; Diptera; Tephritidae. The coding region runs from base 180 to 905 and encodes 241 amino acids. Gene Ontology annotation, biological process: proteasome-mediated ubiquitin-dependent protein catabolic process; protein targeting to ER. Gene Ontology annotation, molecular function: zinc ion binding. Gene Ontology annotation, cellular component: cytoplasm; endoplasmic reticulum.